AUGUUCACUAUCCCUUGUAAGAUUGAAAAUACGUCGAUCAGGAAGACCAUGUUGGAUUUAGGGGCGUCAAUCAAUCUGAUGCUAAAAAUCAUUUAUACGUCCCUAAAUCUUGGGCUCUUAAAAGAAACAGCUAUCAUAAUCCAACUAACCGACCGCACCAAUUCCUACCCAGAGGGGCUAGUUGAGGAUGUCUUGGUUCAGGUAAGUGAAUUAGUCUUCCCUGCAGAUUUCUAUAUCCUGGAUAUGGGAGAUAAGAGGUCGUUAAAUCCGUCACCUAUCUUGUUAGGUAAAUCGUUUCUUAGCACUGUCAGGACUAAAAUAGAUGUGAAUGAUGGUACUUUAUCAAUGGAGUUCGAUGGUGAAACUGUGAAUUUUAAUAUUUUUGAGGUGAUGAAUUAUCCAGAGGAAUCUAACUCAGUUUUUACUUUGAGUGUUAUUGAGCCUCUUGUGCAGGAAACUUUCGAACUGGAUGGCGAAGACGCACUAGAGGUGGCGUUGGCCAAGCAUCUCGAGUUGGGUGCAACCCCUAAUGCGGACAUGAGGGUUGAGUUACACCAUGCAGUUGGAACCCUGCACUCAAUUUCAACUGUUUCUCCGAAGUAUGAGCUUACUUCCCUUUUUGUGCCAGAAAUUCAGAAAAAGUUACUUCCUUCAGUUGUGCAGGCACCGGAGUUGGAGUUUAAGCCUCUCCCAAAACAUCUAAAGUACGCAUUCCUAGGAGACCGGGAGACGCUUCCGGUAAUCAUCUCUGUACAUUUGUAUCCAAGUCAGGAGGACAAACUGGUGCGAAUCCUUAGGGAGUAUAAGGAGGCAAUUGGGUGGAGUAUAGCAGAUAUUAAGGGAAUAAGUCCAUCCCUAUGCAUGCACCGGAUUCGACUCGAAGAUGGUGCGAAACCGGUAAGACAGGGGCAACGGAGGUUGAAUCCCCUGAUGAUGGAAGUUGUGAAAAAGGAGAUACUUAAACUCCUCGAGGUAGGGAUUAUAUUUGCUAUAUCGGACAGCCCGUGGGUGAGUCCUGUCCAAGUGGUCCCGAAGAAGGCGGGAGUGACCGUAGAGGAAAAUCAGGAGGGUGUUAUGGUCCCGAUGGUAAAACGAUUAGCCAGUCGUGUUUACUAUUGUUUCUUGGAUGGAUUUUCAGGUUACUUUCAGAUCGCGAUAGCACUAGAGAACCAGGAAAAGACUACAUUCACAUGCCCAUUUGAUACAUUCGCUUACCGUCGGAUGCUUUCGGUCUCUGCAACGCUCCUGCAACUUUUCAAAGGAUUUUAUAGGAGGUUUAUCAAAGACUUUUCAACGAUAGGAGCACCCCUGUUUAAGUUGCUACAGAAGGACAUGCUAUUUGAUUUUAUUGGUGAAUGCAAGGUAGCCUUUGAUAAGCUGAAGGAGUUAUUGACAUCGCCGCCCAUCGUUCAACCACCAAAUUGGAGCCUACCAUUUGAAAUUAUGUGCGACGCAAGUGAUUAUGCCGCAGGGAUCGUGUUGGGGCAAAGAAUUAGAAAAGCGCCACACGCAAUCUACUAUGCAUCGAGAGCAUUGAACGGAGCCCAACUCAACUACUCCACGACUGAGAAAGAAUUAUUAGCCGUUAUUUUUGUACUAGAAAAAUUUAGGUCAUAUUUAUUAAGUGUGAAAGUAAUUAUUUUCUCUGAUCAUGCAGCCUUGAGGUACUUGUUGGCGAAGAAGAAUGCAAAAUCGAGACUCAUUAGGUGGAUCCUGCUCCUGCAGGAAUUCGAUUUAGAGAUCAAGGAUAAGUGUGGAGUCGAGAACUUAGUGGCCAAUCAUUUGAGCCGAUUGCUCACGAAUAAGGAAGAUCUGCCGUUGAGAGAGUCAUUUCCCGAGAAGCAAUUGCUAGCCAUUGAUUCGUCUGUACCAUGGUAUGCAGAUAUUGUAAAUUUUUUGGUAACAAAUCAAUUGCCUGCAGUUUGGCCAAAGACUAAGAGAGAUAACCUGAAGAGUGAUGCCAAACAUUAUAUUUGGGAUGACCCUUACCUGUGGAGGCAGUGCUAG
Coffea arabica (coffee) is the source of this 2007-nucleotide messenger RNA. RefSeq lists its product as uncharacterized. Lineage: Eukaryota; Viridiplantae; Streptophyta; Magnoliopsida; Gentianales; Rubiaceae. The record is from RefSeq and is a predicted model, not a curated record.